AUGCUACCAAACAAAAGAGAAAAUAAGCCCCGUCUAACACUAGCCCUCUACUCUCGCCCCAAGCACCCGGGAACAUACCACUACGCCCUCUUCGUCGUGCCAAAAUCCCGCUUCCAGGAUCCCGCAACCAAAACCAAGAACAAUAUCUUCAGCUCCUUAAACUCAAAAUCAUUGCCAAGCCCAAACAUCUUUAAGUUUCAUGUGAAGAACACCUUAAUGGUAGAGGAUGGGCAGGUAUCCAGUCCAUGGCGCUUCGAGGGUGUCGACAUAGAUGACUUGGCUAAGGAGGGAAGAUUACUUGUUCUUGUUGUAGUGGGCAAGGUUUUGUGUGGUUUGGAUGAAGCGGAAAAGGUCAUGAGGGAGAGGGUGGGAGUUUAUCAGACCUGGGAGGGGGAGGAGGGGAAGGAGUUCAAUUGUGUUACUUGGGUGAGAGAUGCGUUGAGCGUACUGAGGAAAGAAGGGUUGAUUAACGGUAUGGAAGGGGGUUGGGGGGAAAUGAAGCAGAGCGCGGAAGAAUUUGUGGAGAGGAAGAGAAAAGAGAGAAGGUGGGAUGGUGGGUGGACAGGAAGGGAGGGCGUGCCGUACUGGGGGUUGAUGCGUGGAGAAGAAGGGGUUGUCUUAUGA
Messenger RNA from Venustampulla echinocandica, 624 nucleotides. RefSeq lists its product as uncharacterized. Bases 1 to 624 code for a protein of 207 amino acids. The record is from RefSeq and is a predicted model, not a curated record. Lineage: Eukaryota; Fungi; Ascomycota; Leotiomycetes; Helotiales; Pleuroascaceae. The transcript has a single exon.